Molecule: messenger RNA, 1161 nt
Organism: Archocentrus centrarchus (flier cichlid)
Lineage: Eukaryota; Metazoa; Chordata; Actinopteri; Cichliformes; Cichlidae
Gene: myct1b
Product: myc target 1b
Exons: 2
Coding region: 47-598 (183 amino acids)
Cellular component (GO): nucleoplasm
Source: RefSeq, a predicted model, not a curated record
UGUUUCUCCGUCUGUGUGGACUCAAGCUCCAGCUCAUGGUGGAAUAAUGGCACAAAAUGAAACGGAUACCUUUUUGGAAAUACUCAAAUCAUUUAAUCUGGAUGAUAUGAUUCUAGCCUUCUGUUUAUCUGUGCUUGUGGGCCUGCUGCUGGGUGCUUUGAUCUACGUUCUGUUGACCUGGGCGUCCAGGCGCCGGGCUACAGCCAGGAUCACCAGGCGUUCCAAAAAGAAGUCUGGCGCUUCACAAACGAAUGACCCCAUGAGCAGCCAGCUGGGCCUGUACCGCAGCACUUUUCUGAAUGUCUACAGACAGCCCUCUCUCGAGCCUGUGGGUCCCCUGGGGAGUAAACCAGGUGCAGACACAUCCACAUUUCGCCCAAUGCCCAAAAAGAGCAGGCCUGGCCUAGAUAUGGGAGAUGACACCCAGGUGUCUGAGGAUGCAGCGCCUUCAAACUCAUCCGAUUCAGCAUCGCUUGUGUCAAGCAAGAGGCAUUCCUUCUGGCUGGGCAGCAACGGACUUAAAGGCUUUCUACCCUCUCAGAUGCCCCCUCCUGCAUAUGACACUGUAAUCCAUGCCUUUGAUGAGACUUGCACUUGAAAAUGUCCACAUAAAUAUGACAAGAGCUGAAACAGUUCAGUGAAUAACAAUGGCCUUCUGGCUUUGUAUUGUCUUUAAAGGGGCAGCUGUCUGUGCAUGAUUCACUUUGUAGCAGUAUGAAGUGAAGGGGAUGCUUUUAGAGACACGAAGUGCCAGCUCAGCAUUUUUUUUUUAAAGAUAUGAAUAAUGAUUGCAGUUUUUAUAAAUGGCAUAUUUGCACAUCAUUUUCUUGAUCAUUCACAUUUUUUUUUAUAAAAUAUCAGAGAAUGACAAAAUAGUAAGUGCCAUCCUAUUUCAUGUUCAGCGAAUGCUAUAUAUACAUUUAUUAUUACCUAUAAAUGGACACAUAAAGCAUGCUUGCACACUGAGGAGCUGUUUUGCUUUAUCUUGGAAGCGGCCCACUGAUUAAAAUAUGAUCAAAAAUAGUCACUGAUUGAUUUUCUUUCAACUGAUUAAUUGUAACAGGGCCUCUCAUAAUCUGUAAACUACCAGUGGUGGUAAAGCGAGUCUGAGGGCAGAUUUUUCCAUGAGUGUGUGUCCAUAAAAGUCAAUAAAGAAAAAAA